GUCAGUAUUCGCGUAAAAAGAAAUAUUACAAUAAAAUCCUGAAUAUUGCUGUGCCAAAUACUUUAUAAAUUAUGUCUGUUGUGAUAGAGACUACGCUCGGAGAUAUUACUGUGGACCUUUUUUUAGAACAACGCCCUAUAACAUGUCUGAAUUUCUUAAAACUCUGCAAGAUGAAAUACUACAAUUUCAACCUGUUUCACUCGAUUCGAAGCGGUUUUAUAGCUCAAACUGGUGAUCCGAGUGGAGAAGGGUCCGGUGGACAGUCAAUAUGGGGGCUUUUGAACGGUCCGGAGAAACGUUUCUUUUCCGGAGAGAAAAUGCCGAAAAUACGUCACACUGAUGCGGGACUGCUUUCUAUGGUCUGUACCGGGGAAAUGAUGGUCGGCUCACAGUUCUUCUUUACACUUGGCCCUGAUUUGGACUCUCUCGACGGCGUCCACUGUGUCAUAGGCGAGGUUACGGAAGGCCAUGAAAUUCUAAGGAAACUGAACGAUGUCAUUUGCGACGAGACGCAUCGUCCCUACCAAGAUGUUCGAAUUACGCAUACAGUUGUUCUCGAGGACCCCUUUAGUGACCCCCCAGGGUUGCGAGCACCUUCGAGGUCUCCAUCUCCUAGCGCUGAAAGAUUGAAAGGAGGCCGGAUUGCUCCGGAUGAAGAACUAGAUGAAGCUCAAGGAAAAACGGCUGCGGAAAUACAAGAAAUGAUUGAAGAAAAGGAAGCAAAAGCCAGGGCUACCAUCCUUGAAAUUGUAGGCGACUUACCAGAUGCUGACAUAGCUCCGCCUGAAAAUGUUUUGUUUGUAUGCAAAUUAAACCCUGUCACAACUGAUGAAGACUUAGAAAUUAUAUUUAGUCGCUUUGGUAAAAUUGUGAGUUGUGAAGUCAUAAGAGACAAAAAGACUGGAGACUCGUUACAGUAUGCUUUCAUUGAGUUUGAUGAUAAAAAAUCAUGUGAAGAUGCUUAUUUUAAAAUGGACAAUGUGUUAAUUGAUGACAGGCGCAUCCAUGUUGAUUUCUCACAGUCAGUAUCCAAAAUGAGAUGGCUUGGGAAAGGUAGAGGAGUACAACAUUUUAAUGAUAGAGGUGAAAAAGUGGCAGAAGGUAAACAAGAUAGAUACAGGCGAUCUAAGAGUAGGGAAAAUAAUCAAAGAAAGCAAUAUGGCAGAGAUAAACACACAGGCAGUAGGAGAAAUGAAGAAAGGAAUGAUACAAAUGUCACAAAUAGAAGAAGUUAUAGAGAAAGAAGUAGAAGUAGGUCUAAGACAGAAUAUCAAACUAAUUCUGGAAAUUAUCGUGAAUCUGGAGAAAAACAAUCGACACGAAAAUCUGAUGACUAUUCAAAAAGAGAAAAAAGAAGGGAAAGAAGUUCUUCAACAUCAAAAAAAGAUAAGAAUGAAAAAUCAAAGGACAAAAAAGACAGAUCAAGGCACAGACAUGAACACAAUCAUAGAAGUAAAUAUGAUGAUUUAACUGAAGACCAAAGCAAGUCUCAUUAUAGAAAUGAUGAGUUUGAGAGCAGGAAAGAUAAUAAAUCCAGGAAUAGCAGGCAGUAUGACGAGAUAAGAAAAGAAGAAAGGGAAAAUAAGAAAGAUGAUGUAAGAAAAUCCAGAAAUGAAGAUCAGCAUAGAAGUAGAGAUGUUUCUAUGAAUGAUUUAGAUGAUCAAGAUACUGGUAGAAAUUACCAUUCUUCUUAUAAAAAACAUGAUGAUAAAACAGAUAGGCAAACACACAAACAGAGACAUAAAAGAGAAGAUAGGGCUGUUGAUGAAUCAAGAAAAAGAGAUGAAGAUAAGAAUUCAAGGCAUAUAGAACAGCAAUCGGAAUCUGAUAAAGAAGUUCUAGAAAGAGAACAUAAGUCAAAUUCUAAUAUUGAAUAUAAAGAUAAACAAAGUACUGGAAGUGAGGAUAAUAGGCAUGAAAAGAAACACAAAAGAAGACAUGAAAAAGACAAAAAUAGAGAUGAACACGCAAGAAGUGACCUACAAGACCAGGUAAAAGAAAGGUAUGAAAAUAACGAAAUUAAAAGUCAGCAUGAAAAAAAUAGUAGCAGACACACAGAGAAAGAAAUAAAUAGAUAUGAAGAAAGGCAUGAUAAGCAUAAUAAGAGUAGAAAAGAAAGGGUCCAUGAAGAUAAUCUAGAAUAUAAUAAAAAUAGUCAGGAUACUGAUGAUCAUGAAGGAAAGAAAGAUGUUAAAAGUAAGAAGAAACAUGAAAACCAUGCCAGUAAAGAUAGAGGUGAAGAUCAUCAAUCAAGCAUGAGACUAGAAAAGAAAGAGAGAGAAAGAGGAAAUAAAGACAAAGAAAGUAACCAAACAAAAAAGAAAAAAUCAUCCAAAUCAGAAACACAGGAAAUUGAAAAGUCUGAUCAUGAUACAGACGACCCGCGCAACAAUGAAAAAGUAAAGAAACGAAAAGCAGAAAUCAAAAAGAAAGAUGUGAAUAAGAAAGUUGAUAAAAACAAGUCUUCUAAUAAGAAAGACAUUAGAAAGAAGAAGCGUAAACCGUCUACUUCUUCAGAUUCCAGUGAUUCGUCAGAUUCCAGCACUUCCAGCUCGAGUUCAUCCAGCAGUGAUUCGGAUCACAGAAGAAAAAAAAGGAAAAGGAAAUAUUCUUCCUCCAGCAGUAGUGAUUCCAGUACUUCUAGCAGUUCAUCAUCUAGUGAUUCAUCUUCUUCUAGCUCUGACAGUGAUGCAAAAAAAAGGAAAAAUAAGAAGCGCCGGACUAUGACUAAGUCUAAAAGGAAAUAAGUAGUAGUGAUAGUUAUUUAUUAAUAUUAUGUUUGCCAUACAAUUUUGCAUUGUGUUGAUUACAAAUUACAAUUUAGCAUUAAAUGAUUUUUUUUUCUA
Messenger RNA from Leguminivora glycinivorella, 2846 nucleotides. Its product is annotated as peptidyl-prolyl cis-trans isomerase-like 4. The record is from RefSeq and is a predicted model, not a curated record. The transcript has a single exon. Gene Ontology annotation, molecular function: peptidyl-prolyl cis-trans isomerase activity; RNA binding. Gene Ontology annotation, cellular component: nucleus. NCBI's taxonomy places the organism in Eukaryota, Metazoa, Arthropoda, Insecta, Lepidoptera, Tortricidae. Gene Ontology annotation, biological process: protein peptidyl-prolyl isomerization. The coding region runs from base 72 to 2747 and encodes 891 amino acids.